This is a messenger RNA of Nematolebias whitei (Rio pearlfish), 2559 nucleotides long. RefSeq names its product Ras association and DIL domains (gene radil). Lineage: Eukaryota; Metazoa; Chordata; Actinopteri; Cyprinodontiformes; Rivulidae. The record is from RefSeq and is a predicted model, not a curated record. The transcript has 14 exons. Gene Ontology annotation, molecular function: GTPase binding. Gene Ontology annotation, biological process: neural crest cell migration; substrate adhesion-dependent cell spreading; signal transduction. Gene Ontology annotation, cellular component: microtubule.
UUUGAAGCCAAACAACAACGCCAUGUUUUACGGUUCUUCCUCCGGGGCCAGUAUGUCCCUUCCAUCCAAGAGCCGGAUAAAACGACAGAGUAGGACCUUCACACAGGUGUUGUACCGUACUCUGAGUUACAGAGAUCGUGUCCCAGCAGAGACUGGAACAAACACCCGCGGGGAUCGACGCUUGAUGACUGAACCCCCAGAGCGACCAGAGGACGACCCAGCCGAGCUCUCCACGCAGAGCUCGGCCCCCGGGGUGCUGAAGAUCUUCGGCGAUGAAAUCUGUGCCGGUGCCAACUACAAGAGCGUCCUGGCCACGCCACGCUCCAGCGCUCAGGAACUCGUAAAAGAGGCUCUCGAGCGUUACUCUCUCAACAAGGAUGCAGCUCGCUCUUACGUCCUGUGCGACGUGAUUGGACGUUUGGAGGGAGAAGGAGGGUGGCGGACUGAGUGCUUGCGAGCACUGGGGGACAACGAGAAGCCGUUGUUGCUCCAGGAGCUGUGGAAACCCCGAGAAGGACACGCUCGCAGGUUUGAGCUGCGCAGGAGGGCUGAGGUCGAGGAGCUGAACGCCAAGGAGAAGGAUACCAUCACUGCUGGUGGGUAAACGCAUGAGAAGACAAAGGAGCUGGCUCAGAAGCAGGCUCAGCAUCAGGACCCAGCCUCCCUGUCUCUGCUGAGCAUCUCAGACUUGAUUCCAGAUUUGCAGACUAUCUUUUUCUGGAUGUCCAACUCCGUAGAGAUCCUCUACUUCAUCCAGCAAAGAGCUCCAGCCUACACACACAGCAUUGAGACGCUGCAAGGGUCAAAGGAGUCGUUGCUAUCGGCGACCAUUACAGCCAAUGAGGAGGCUAUGACUAUCUUGGAAGAAGUGAUCAUGUACACUUUUCAGCAAUGUGUCUACUAUAUCACUAAGGCUCUUUAUGUGGUGUUGCCAGGUUUGUUGGACUGCAAUCCAUUUCCAGUCGACAGCUCUGAGCCCUGCUGGAAAGGAGGUGUCGGGUUUCCUGAACCCGUGCGCAGGGUCCUGCAGGUGUUUCAGAGUGCGCAGGAGCUUUUGCAGGGCUACUUGGUCCAUCCAGAGAUCCAGGCUCAGAUGUUUGCUUACCUCUUUUUCUUCUCCAAUGUGUCACUAUUGAAUCAGUUAAUGGACAAAGGUCCCCCUCGGGGUUGGUUUCAGCGUUCCACAGCUCUACAGAUUCAGGCGUGUUUGAGAAUGGUCAUGGAAUGGGCAGCCAAGUCUGGUCUGGGACAUCUGGCUGACAAAUUCUUUACAAAACUCAACAGUACUGUGUCCAUAGUGGCCACGCCCCCGCAGCAGCUCACACAGCUGAGUUGGCGUGUGUUGUCCAGUGAGCACCCAAGUCUGAAACCAGUCCAGCUCCACAGGAUUCUCACUCAGUACCAGCUCACAGCAGAGAUAGGCCCUGUCCCUAUGUGGCAGCCCAGCAGCGAGGAUGAGGCGUAUGUUUACAGAACAGUCGACCUCCUGGAGAGCUUUGAGAACCAUCCACCCAUCGUGCUGCCCAGCUCUGGCUUCAGAGUGGACCUGGACAGCGAGUGCGUCGAGGACAGCAUCUACAGACAGCUGCUCUACGUUCGCCACUAUCUGUGGGGUCUACGCACCAAGACGCAAACACACACCAGCGCUCCCAGUGUGCGCACGCAGUCCAAUGGAACCAACACGGCUGACUGGCCGGAUGUUCAGAGGGAGUUGUUACCUCCAGCCCACAGCAGCCCCCGCACUGGGAGCGUCGGGGACGAAGGCACAUCAGAGGAGAGAGGACGGGACAGAUCCUUAGGCCAAUCACAAACACACAGCCUCAGAAGGAAUGGGACUGUUUACCAUCCACGAGCAGCAAAUCCAGAUCCAUCCUGCCUUCUGACCCCACCUAACACCCCCCUGUAUCCUGAGGGUGGAGGAGGGCCUGGGCAGGUCAUUGGCAGCAGUGUUCAAAUUAACGGUUGCUCCGGUAGAUCUGUGGCAGAGAGCAAAAAGACCAACGGACUCAUCAUCAAUGGACUUGAAGGGUGUAUUAGUGGGUGUGAGUUUCCUUUCCCUGUCUCCUCCCAUGGCGCUCCUUCUCUUGCUGAUGACUUGUGUGUGGUGUUUGUAGUGGAACUGGACAAGGGACCCUACGGACUUGGCAUGGGACUCAUAGAUGGCCUGCACACUCCUCUGAAUGCUCCUGGCAUUUACAUCCGGACUCUGAUCCCUGAUGGACCAGCUGCGUCUGACGGCAGACUGAGGAUUGGAGACCGCAUCUUGGCGGUGAAUGGGACCAGCCUGAUCGGAGCAGACUACCAGAGCGCGGUGGACCUGAUCCGUCUGGGAGGUGGUCGACUACGAUUCUUGGUAGCAAAGUCAGACCCGGAGGUCUCGGAGAAGAUCAGUGCCUCCUCCUGCUGACCACCUCAACUGCCAAACCACACCCCAGAACUGUAAAGAGGAUGAUGUGGCCUACAGAUUUUCACGGAUUAAAACGUUGGGCCCCUGCAGAUGUGUCAACGCUACAUGAAAUAUGAAUGUGAACUUUGGCUCAGCACAAAGAUGAGCUCUGA